Messenger RNA from Aspergillus thermomutatus, 1935 nucleotides. RefSeq lists its product as uncharacterized. The record is from RefSeq and is a predicted model, not a curated record. The transcript has 5 exons. NCBI's taxonomy places the organism in Eukaryota, Fungi, Ascomycota, Eurotiomycetes, Eurotiales, Aspergillaceae. Bases 1 to 1935 code for a protein of 644 amino acids.
AUGGUCUUCUCCAGCUGGUCAAGAUCUUUUACUUUCCUGAAGCGACCAGCUGAGCUGUUUUCAAACGUGCUACAGUGCUUUCCUACGUCACCGACUUCACACCGCGAGUCAGAUUGCUUUGGGGCUGACUUGGUUGAUUAUACGGAAGAUCCCUUCGGUACACCUGGUUUCUCUGCGCAAGCUAAGCGAGAGCAUACCAUUAUGGACGACCUGAAAGUUGUCCGAGUUUGGUUAACUGAUCCCGAGUUAUCUCCAGAGGCUGACGUCUGGCACCACAACUUAGACAAUGUUGUCAAAGUCAUAGUGCCUCUCCCAUGCCAAUAUGGACAUAAAAAGCUAGCAGACUUUGCUGUGGACAAGGAAGGUGUCGAAAGGGUUCUCAAUCGCUACGAAGCCGUGAGAUCUCUGCCGCUAGGCAGCAGAGACCGAAUGGUCCUCGCUCAGAAGCCAAGAGACUUGACUCUCAAAAGAGUUGAGGCCUGCAAGCAGCUACGUGACGCCUACCGUGAUCGUCUAGCGAAACAGGACUUCGAUGACCAAGACCGCACCCGGCUUGGACGACAACUCGAUGCCCAAGGCCGCACCUGGCUUGAACGACGACUCCAAUCAAUAGUCGAGGUACUAGAUAACCUUCAAAACAGCGUCCAGACUGUGCGAAUAUGGUACCCCGUUUGCCAAGGACCCCUGACGCAAGAUGCCAAAGACAAGGGCAUAGGAGAUAUGAUCCUAGCAGAGGUUCAGCUGGAAGAUCCUAGCGACGGGUAUGCUCCAAUGUAUCCAAGUCAUCGCCCAGCUGGUGCUGUGUUAGUCGACUUGGCCGUUCUGCCGGAACACACUGCGACUGUUCGCUCCAAAUAUUUGCCAGUGAACUUUGCUCCCUUCAGCGACGAUGAUCCUUCGGUCUGCUCACAGCCAGGUGACGAUAUUGACCUGAAGAGAGCUCUAGCUUUCAGAAGAGUCCUUUUCAGAUAUGAUCGAGCACAGAGAAUCCGACAGUCCCGGGUCCAACUUCUUAGGAUUGAGGAUGAGCUUAUCAGCAACUGGUUCAGUAAGUGCAUGAGGGAGCUUGAAGACCGUGUUAAAGCAAUCCAUGGUUGUGAGACCAUACGUGUAUGGUGUCGCAGUCACCAAGAAGAUCCCAUGGCCAGUGUUCGAUCCAAAGGCCUUCACGAUGUGGUCAGAGCAGCAGUCCCUCUCCAAGAUCCCGACUACCGACGGGUUGCCGAUGACAAGACAGUCCAUCCAGACGGCGCUAUCCUUGUAGACCUAGCCAUUCAUAGGGAGGGUGUCCGCACGGUUCUCCGCAAGUACGGAGUUAUCGACUUUGUUCCCAUGAGCAAUGAGGAUCCUGUGGUUCUCUCGCAACCCGGUGAAACAAUGGAAGACAAGCAGAUUGCUGCUUACGAGAAUAUGUUGGAGAGGUAUUCUCGUUAUCUUCGUGAGACUCUCCUUGGCCCUAUGGCCAAAGUCUGGGUUGCUGAAAGGCUGGCUGGAAUUGAGAAUCAACUGUCGGUCCUUCAUCCGAAUCGCCUAGAGACCAUACGAAUUCGCUGUCCGAAAUACCAAAGCCACCCUUGGGAGAUUAUCCAAAAGCUACAUCUCGGAGAUGUUGUCAGAGAAGCCGUCCCUCUCGAAGUCCAGACGAUCUUUCAAGAAUCGGUUCAAGUCGACCUUGCCGUUGAGCCCAGCGGUAUCUCAAGGGUUCGCCGCCUCUGUGAGCUAGUCGAAUUCCAGAGGUUGAGUGAAGACGACCCAAUAAUCCAAAUGCAAACGGAUGGCGACCCUCGCAUGAGAAAAUUUAACGGAUACAAUCAGGUUCUUCGGCGAUAUACAGAGGCUCGUGCAGUGCGGCAGCUUGACGGGGCUUUGACGCUUUGGUAUGAGAAAGAAAUUAUGGAUCUUGAGAGUCACAUCGGAAGACUUGGGUAUGUCUAG